This is a messenger RNA of Anopheles stephensi (Asian malaria mosquito), 2044 nucleotides long. RefSeq names its product putative gustatory receptor 28a. Bases 269 to 1525 code for a protein of 418 amino acids. The record is from RefSeq and is a predicted model, not a curated record. Gene Ontology annotation, biological process: sensory perception of taste. Gene Ontology annotation, cellular component: neuronal cell body; membrane; axon. NCBI's taxonomy places the organism in Eukaryota, Metazoa, Arthropoda, Insecta, Diptera, Culicidae. The transcript is spliced from 8 exons.
GGUGUUGUCUGAUACGGAUUUCAUUUCAAAUUGUUAUCCAAACGUAUACUCCUAUUCACAACAAACUCGCCAACUGUUCAAGGAUCUCGUCACGUACACAAACUAGCACGACAUAUUGUGGACAAUGCCAACAAUUAUUUAUGCUCCAAUUUGCUAAUGGUAACAUUAAUCAUGCACGUGUUUGCCCUGCUCUCCCGUAGGGGCAGGCGGUCGCUUACUAACUCGAUAUGCCAGAACAGUUUGGUAAAGAGCGAUAGCCAGCGUCAACAUGGAAAAGUCACCAUCACAUACGACCGUUUGGUCUAAAAUUGUUGGACUACAGUUGUACAGUUCGUACGCCGCGGAUGCGGACGGUCGAGCGCCUUCGCUUUCCAUCAUACGGUUGCUGUACAGCAUGCUUCUAUUCGGUGGCUAUCUGGUCGGGUUCUACAAAACAGUGGAAACGAUGCUUCUACCCGACCUUAACCCAAACAGUCCAAGCAUUUUCAAGUUCGCGCUCAUGACACAGGUUGGUUCUGGCGUGCUGGGCUCGAUCAUCUGCUACGCAUCGUUAUGGCACACCGACCGGAUGAAGUGUGUCUACGUUGAAGGAAUUCGGUGUAGCAACAUGAAGAUUAACGAUCGCUACUAUCAAUUUCGAAACAUGCAGGUCCCCGCGAAGCAAUCCAUCCUGGUGCCACUGUCCAUCGGGUUGCUCUUCAUACUGUCGCUCUGGGAGGGCUAUGCACAGUACAAUCUGGCGAACUAUUUCACCAUCAUCGCAAUCGUGUAUCCCCUGUGGAUGUUUCAUGUGACCAUCUUGGAGUUUACAACGCUGGUCAAAUCGACGGAGUGUAUCGUGACGAAGCUGAACUGGAUGAUGGACGCUUUCUUGGAGAGCUUGCAAAGGCAGUCCACCCCGAUCGUGCCGAUCAAGGGUGAAAAGAAAGCCCUCCACAAGGUAUAUCCCAUCAGCCGCCGGCCGUACGUGUCGGAACACGAGCUGAUCAGUGGCGAACGGCUGACGUACAUGUUCGUCAUCCACGAGAACGUAGCCAAGCUGGCCGAGUUUAUCAACCGAGCGUACUCGCUCCAGCUGAUCGCCAUCGUGACGGUGACGUUCGUGAACACGUUGUUUGGAUUUUUUAUUGAAACGAAGCUUUUGUUUUGGAACUACCAAAUGGUGGAUCUGAUACUGCGCGCCUGCCGGUAUGCGUUCGAGUGCAUUCCUGCCUGUUUGCUGAUCUACAAUAUGCUUGUCGUGUGUGCCUCAACUCACACCGAGCUCUUCAAAUCGGCCUCUCUGCUGCACAAGCUGCUACAGUACAAGGCAAACUAUUUCAUCGACGAUCAAGCGCUCUUCGAACGAUCGAAAGCGAUCGCUCUGCAGCUGCUUCACAGGAAGCGGUUCCCCUUAUUUGAUGGGAGCGGUUUGUUCAGGCUGGACUUUACCUUCAUCUUUUCGGUAUUUAGCGCCGCUACAUCCUAUCUCAUCGUGUUGCUUCAGUUUGAUUUAUCAAAAGAUUUGAAAAAGGCCGUCAUUUGAGGUUAAGGGCGAAGGUCCCAAAGCACAUCCUAAAUGUUAUAUCACCUACACUGGCUUUUAAAUGUGUACAUCAUUAUUAUCUUCACAGCUUUGGAAGCACUCCCGGUGGUUUGGCGUUGAAUAAAUAAAUUUAACUGCACAACUUUUGGCAGGCAUUUCUUCCCAGAUGUUGAGAAUUACCGUCUAUAAACUGCGCCUGAUCAUAUUUUAUCCUUGAAUAACAGGCUUAAAUAAUAUACUUCAAAUUAUUCAAAUCCGCACGGCUAGGAGAACAUAAAGCUUUGCCUUGGAAAACGGUUAAACUAUCGCGAAACCAGGCUAGGACCUGGCUGGGAAGUUUGUCCUGGUGAGACAUGAGUCUGCCAUGACCUUCAUCACGUGCCUCAACCAUCGUAUCCUUCCGGCUUGAACCAUCGUCAGUAUAUCUGCACUGCAAAUCAGUUCCCGAAGCUCGUUGUUCACGCUUCUUCACCACAAGUCCGUAGUGCUCUACACAAGCACUCCAGCUGUAGCUUCGGG